AUGUUUGGCGGCGCCAAGCCGUUCGACAACCCAUUGGCGUUAGAUCAUAUUGACCCUCAUGCUUUGUUUGUGUGCAUGCUUCCACUUCAUCUGACCAACUACUCGGGAUUCUACCCCAUCAAGUCUGUUUGGGUAUCUCUGGAUGAUCUCAUUAUGUCACUUGUCUGCAUGCACGAGUCCCGCUUCCUCUUCCUCGGCGUUGCCUUUUUGGGCGCGGCGAAUGCCAGUGUUGUUGACAUUAGUCGUCACCAGCCAAGGGACGUCAAAGCCUUACCUCGGGCCUACAGUGACCCAGUAUUCCAUGAGGCUCGUAGCUUCUCUGAGAGGCGUGACCAGCCUUCCAAGCCACAAGCUGCUACUAGUGCAGGCGAUAGGGAGGAGGAUGAUCAAGAUACCUCUCAAUCCUCUGGUUCUAGUUCUGGUUCUGGUUCUGGUGCCUCUUCCUCCCAUGGUGGCAGUUCCAACAAGAACAAUGCUGCUGCUGUUCAGCCUCAGUCUGAUACUUCCCAAUCACAGGGCGGUGGCUCAAGACAGACCAAAAACAAUGAUGCUACCUCUCAAUCCCAAGGUGGUGGCUCUGGAAGGACCAACAGUAAUGCUGCUGCUGCUCAACCUGAAUCGGAUACUUCCCAAUCCCAGGGUAGUGGUUCCGGAAGGCCCAACGGCAAUGCUGCCGCUGACCAACCCGAGUCCGAUACUUCCCAAUCGCAGGGUGGUGGCUCAGGUCAGAGCAGCAACAACGAUGAUUCUAAUCAACCUGACACUUCUGGCUCUCAAUCCCAGGGAGGUGGCUCGGGGCGAACCAAAAGCAAUUCUGCUGCUGCUCAACCAGAGUCUGGUAACUCUGGAUCUGGAGAUGGUACUUCAGGCAACGCCAACAAGAAUUCUGGGAGCUCUGCACAGCCCAACUCUGACGAUUCGUCGUCGGGAGAUGGCUCUUCUGGUAAUGCGAACCAGGGUAAUGGUCAGAGCAAUUCUGCUUCACGCCACGGCUCUGAUGCUUCGAAUCAAGACGACAAUGCUUCAGAUAACACCAACCAAGACCCUGUGGUCUCUGCUCCUUCGCGGGGUAAGAGCAAUGGUAAUCAACAAGAUACCGUCCAGGCUGCCGCUCCCACCGAUGAUUCCGACUCUGAAGCUCCGGCUCGGUUUGUAGCACCUAAACAGAAUUGGAGGACUACUCAGCAAAACCAAUAUCCGCCUUAUCAGCCGACUCAAGUAUGGCCUACUUCGAAACCUACUCACGUAUGGCCUACUUCGAAACCUACUCACGUAUGGCCUACUUCAAAGCCUACUCACGUAUGGCCUACUUCAAAACCUACUCACGUAUGGCCUACUUCAAAACCCACCCAGCAUGACAACCCAGCCAACAAGUAUGCCUACGCUGCCGACGUCCAUGCCCACUCAACCCACGAGUAUGCCAACUCAACCGACUUCAAUGCCAACCCUUCCCACAAGCAUGCCUACCCAACCAACUUCUAUAUCCACUCAGCCAACUUCUAUACCUACUCAACCGACAAGUAUGCCUACUCAACCGACAAACCUACGAGCAUGCCUACCCAACCAACUUCUAUGCCAACUCAGCCAACUUCUAUGCCUACUCUCCCUACAAGCAUGCCCACUUCGUCAAGGCCUACGAGCAUGCCUACUCAACCGACGAGUAUGCCUACACAGCCAACAAGUGUGCCCACUUCAUCUAGACCUACGAGCAUACCCACUCAACCGACGAGCAUGCCCACUCAACCGACAAGUAUGCCUACGCUCCCUACAAGCGUACCUACUUCAUCCAAGCCUACAAGCAUGACUACUCAGACUGUACCUACGACCACCCGGUCCGUACCUACAACUACUCAGUCUAUGCCAACGACUACCAAGUCUGUCCCUACAACCAGGCCAACUCAGACUAUGCCUAUUACUACAAAGCCGACCAAGACUGCCACUGUCACCAGAUCCAGAGUGACCACUGAGUACACUACUUCAACUGUAUACACUACAACUGUUCGUACGGUUACGGAAUGUGGUCCAUAUGUCACCAAUUGUCCUCACCCUCCUUAUGUAACAACGGAGACUAUCGUUGACUAUACCACCAUUUGCCCUAUUACCGAGACUAUUUACCCUCCUCCAAUGACUACUGAGUACACCACUUCAACUGUCUAUACCACUUCGAUAUACACAAUCACUGAGUGUGCUCCUUGGGUCCACGACUGUGGCUACAUUCCUUAUGAGACAACUGAGAUCAUCCCCAUUUACACCACUGUUUGCCCCAUCGAUUACGAGCCAACUCCAGAACCCCAGUGGACAACCUCAACCGUCUACACCACAUAUUAUCGAACUGUUACGGAGUUCUGUCCCAUUGAUGAGGUGGCCCCGGCCCCUACCAUGCCACCACAUCAUUACGAACCUGAGGAAUGCAUGACUGAAGAGCUCUCAACCAGCUGGUCCGCUUCCACUGUCUACACAACCGAGGUCAAGACCAAGACUGAUUGUGCUUGGGAUGACACAUGGUGUGACUAUGGUUACCCGUAUGUCACAACCGAAGCUGUCGUUCUCUCCACCACUCUCUGCCCAGAGGUCAUUACGGAAUGGGUGCCUUGCCCGACGUAUCAUCCUCCACCCCCACCUGUUGUUGUCACUUCCACUUCAACUUUGACAUACUACACUACUGAGUAUUAUGUCAUCACUGCUUGCCCGCAUAAAGUUGACUACUGUGACAUCGGGCACAAGACCUCGACUGUUUACGCAACGGCCACAACAUGUUACACUUUCACUUACACUACAACUGUUCCCGAGACUACCUACACCAGAGUCGUACCUCCAACAAGGACUCUUUCCACGGUUGUUGUUUCUACCGAGACUGGCUACAGUAGCAAGACCAAUACCGUCUACUACUCCACAACUGAGACCUGGGCGACCUCUACCUACGCAACCCAGUCGACUGGAACUUCCACGUGGAUGACCCAGUCUAUACCCACCUAUCCUACGUCUAUUAAGCAGUCUUCCACCAUUGAGCAGCCCAGCUCUAUGGAGAAGCCCACUUCUGUCGAUCAGCCUAGUUCUAUGCCACAGCAACCCACUUCUGUUUAUCAACAACCUACUUCCAUGCAGCAAAAGCCGACUUCUGUGUAUCAGCAGCCUUCGGUUAAUGCGCCUCAGUCCAUGCAAACUACUCCUUCUACUAUGAAGUCUUCAGGCUCAGAUUCUCCCCCCUCUCAUUAA
Fusarium pseudograminearum CS3096 is the source of this 3216-nucleotide messenger RNA. RefSeq lists its product as uncharacterized. Bases 1 to 3216 code for a protein of 1071 amino acids. The record is from RefSeq and is a predicted model, not a curated record. NCBI's taxonomy places the organism in Eukaryota, Fungi, Ascomycota, Sordariomycetes, Hypocreales, Nectriaceae. The transcript has 5 exons.